Messenger RNA from Thunnus maccoyii (southern bluefin tuna), 2957 nucleotides. RefSeq names its product STIP1 homology and U-Box containing protein 1 (gene stub1). Gene Ontology annotation, cellular component: cytoplasm; Z disc. Gene Ontology annotation, biological process: protein polyubiquitination; protein quality control for misfolded or incompletely synthesized proteins; proteasome-mediated ubiquitin-dependent protein catabolic process. The coding region runs from base 262 to 1116 and encodes 284 amino acids. Gene Ontology annotation, molecular function: protein-folding chaperone binding; ubiquitin protein ligase activity. The record is from RefSeq and is a predicted model, not a curated record. Lineage: Eukaryota; Metazoa; Chordata; Actinopteri; Scombriformes; Scombridae. The transcript is spliced from 8 exons.
UUCCGUCGACUUCGCGUAAGCGCUUGACGUCAGCAUAACAACAACCUGUCAUGACAGCUCUUAUGGGAGAAAAAUAAUCGAAUAAGAUUUGAUAUUGGAUUAUAUGAAGUCAGCUUCCGUUUGAUGUAGGGCUUCUUUUAAAAGUUUUGGAAAUCCAGGAGGGACGGGGCAUUCUUGAACCUGUCCAGUUAGCCAGCCGGAGAGACGGGGAACAGGAUAGGGAAGCAGGGCGAGGCGGGCCCCGCGGAGCCGGUGGAGAAGAUGGCCGGCAGCCCGGAGAAGAGUUCCACCGCGCAGGAGCUGAAGGAGCAGGGGAACCGGCUGUUCCUCUGCCGCAAGUACCAGGAGGCUGCUACAUGCUACAGCAAAGCUAUUAACCGUAAUCCAUCUGUGGCAGUGUACUACACCAACAGGGCUCUCUGCCAUGUGAAGCUGCAGCAGCAUGACAAGGCUCUGGCGGAUUGUAAGCACGCGCUGGAGCUGGACAGUCAGUCAGUCAAGGCCCACUUCUUCUUGGGCCAGUGUCACCUGGAGCUGGAGAACUAUGACGAGGCCAUUGGCAACCUGCAGAAAGCUUAUAACCUGGCAAAAGAACAAAGGCUGAAUUUUGGAGAUGACAUCCCCAGCGCCUUGCGCAUUGCUAAGAAGAAGCGUUGGAACAGCAUCGAGGAGAAGCGAAUCAACCAGGAGAACGAGUUACAUGCCUACCUGACCAAACUCAUAUUGGCUGAGAAGGAAAGAGAAUUAGAAGAAUACAAAGAAAAACAGGACGACAAUCAAAGUGGAGGCGAUGCUGGCAAGAUUGCAUCAAAACAUGAUAAGUAUCUAAUGGACAUGGAUGAGCUGUUCUCUCAAGUGGAUGAGAAAAGAAAAAAGCGAGAGAUUCCAGAUUAUCUGUGUGGUAAGAUCAGUUUUGAGUUAAUGAGGGAGCCCUGCAUCACACCCAGUGGAAUCACCUAUGAUCGCAAGGACAUUGAAGAGCACCUACAGCGAGUGGGUCAUUUCGACCCAGUCACCAGGAGUCCCCUGACCCAGGACCAGCUGAUCCCCAACCUGGCCAUGAAAGAAGUGAUUGAUGCCUUUAUCCAGGAGAACGGCUGGGUGGAGGACUACUGAAGGGGGCCCCGCCCCUCUUCCCAUUUCUCCAUCAUACCCUGAUGACUCAACACAAAGCCUGGACAACACAAGACUUUAGCAAACCGAUCACCCCUUGCCUGGAUAUGUACUUUACACAAGCGGGGAAAAACCACACUAGACUGGACUACCGAACAGGAGCCGUGUAUCUCAGUCUGCCUCUCCUCCCCACAUCUUCGCUGUAAAACUUCCCGCUCCAAACAUACAAGGCUUGGUGUUCAUGGCCUGCUGCUCCCUUUAAGACUCCUCCUUCAUUCUACUCUUUCCAUACUGUCUCUCUUACAUCCUCUUCUUUUCUGUCAUUGCUGUUUCUCCUCCUCUAAGCCUGACUCCUUUCUUUGCUCAAAAUAAGGGGCCAAAUUCUCAGGUCUCUCUCGCCUCCUCCCUUCUCUCUUAUCGCUAUGUCUUUCUAUCUCUGAGUGCCACAAAAUCCUAGGAAAACAUCAGCAUUGCACUCCAGUGUUUUCAUACAUACCACCAAUAUAAAACAAAUCCACAUUUUUGAUGGCAGAAUUCAUUAAGACAUUGACCUUUUUAUUUGGCGAUUUUUUUUUUUUUUUCUCCAGUAUUUCUUUCAUUAAACAACAUCAUCGGAGCAUUUGCCCUCAUUUGCUGAAGUGGUGACAAAAAAAAUGCCAAAAUCCUCUUCUCAAUGAGGGUGACCAGUUUGUAUGCAAGGUUUACAUGAUGAUCAUUGAAAAAGAGCGUAUCAUAAGUGUGUCAGCUGGCAUGAUCGGAGGGAACCAAGUCCUUCUCCACCUCCAGGCGGCGCUCCAAACACACCCACCCGUGUCACCAUACUGUAAGAUUUUGAGUAGUUCAUUUUUUUUCUUUGCAUAUCAAUCACACCCCAAAUACAGACAAUUGAAAUAAGUUGAAUGUAUGCAUAAUGUAUUCUUCUGUUUCACCUACAGUAAUUCAAAAUGUUUUUUAUCAGGACAAUGUAAGAUUUUCAUGAAAAGCGGCCUUGAACUGGAUACAGAAAAUGAAUGAAAAUGACCGCUACAUAACAAAAAAAAAAAGAAAAAAAAAAAGUUUUCACAUUGCUGGAUAUUAAUUCAAAAAAAUGUUGAAGUGUUUGAAAUUUUCAUAGAUGACAUCAGCUGGCAGGGUUGAUGCUACAAUGUGCUUUUAAAGAAUGGUCUUUGUGUCGUUCAUAGAAGCAAAUAUGUGCUCGGACAUUGUGCUGUUUGCCUGGAAUGACAGUAGAUGCUCACAUCAAGCAUGAAGUGAAUUGUUUCUUUUCCUUUGCAAAGGCAAGAAGAUGAUUUUUCACACCCUGAGCCUCUUGCUGUUAAUUUUAUACACCUCCUUCUCCUCACAGCGCCACAGUUAAGAAGAAAAUGGUUGCAACGACUAACGUAAAAGCGAUCGGCAGUGUGAAACUAACUUUAAGUAGUGGAAUAUCCUUCGACAAGGAUUGAGGUUCACUAGCAUCACUGUAUCGACCUCCUCCGUGUUAGAAAUGCUGGAAGAGUUACGACCAUCUUAUCUCAUCCAUACCUCAGUCCGAGUUUUUUCGCGUGCUGGUUCCCCGGCGGCCUCUGUAAAACACAUUUUCAGUUCAGUGCCAUUAGUUUACAGGUUGUUUCAGCUGAAUGUGUGUCUGUGGUGAAUUAGGCCUGUUGGUGGUUCGUGUCGGGGUGCAGACAGUGUAAAUAAUUUGCUUGUGUAUCUCAGAUUUUAUUUCUUGACAAAAUAGGUUUCUUUGUUUUUUUCUUGAGAAAUCCUAGAGCUUGAGAAACUGUAUUAAAUGUAGAUAUGUUGAUAACAUAAAUGCCUGGUUCAGUUUUCAUUUGUCCCCAUUAAACCAUGAACUUUGA